AUGUCGGCACGAGCGGGCUCGUCAUUGUCGCCAUUGGUCCUCGCGACCAAGUGGUGCGAUGCGUCCGCCGCCGCGUACGCGGGUACGACGGCAUCGCGGUGCGCCUUUUCGACGACGCCGAUCCAGUCGAGAAGGAGCAAGCUUCAGCACAGGAUGCACGACUUUUUCAAGAGUAACAGAGGCGCUAAACUGAAAGAGUCUGAUCAUGGUGUCAAUUACUUGAGCGGCUCCAGGGACCAGCCAUUCCCGAUGAACCCGUUCUUCCGGAGCGAACCCGUGCUGAGCGAGAACCUGAGGCAAGAGGUCUACCGGAGGGUCACCGUGGCCAAGGAGUCGCUGAAGCUCGUUUCGGCGGAGCUGGGUAUCGAUGUUCGCCGCGUCGCUGCCGUAGUGCGGAUGAUGGAGAUCGAGAAGCAGUGGAUAAAAGAGCGCAAACCACUAGCCCGACCUUAUGCCAAGGCCAUCAUGAGCAUGCUUCCCCAGACUAACUUCGCAAACACGGCGAACGGAGUGCCCCAGAAGCCCCAUGAGCCCGUGAAUGAGAUCCACGUCCACAAGCUCACAAUGCAGCAACUCUUCGUGCCCGUGUCAGAGUCGCGGCAAUUCAAUAGAGAAGACGCCGCAAAGGCCUUCCAUAGAAACAUGCUUUCGAUUGACGAUCGCUCACCACACAAGGAGCUCAUUGACAUGAGGAGGGCGGCCGCCAACGGCGGCGACAGAGCUACGCUAACCCGCAAGUUCCGCGCCGAGACGAGGGCGCAGGAGGACAGGCUGGUCGAGAGAGAGCGCAAGCGUCUCGAAAAGGUCGAGGAGGAGACGACGCGUGUUGAUACCGGUCGAUUCGAGUUCAGAUUCAAGGAGAUGAAUGUCGAGACCGUCGGCAAGAACGGCCGCAGCAGGGGAGGCGUCGGCUGGAGAUACGGUGUCCCCUUCUAUGACCGCAGGAAGGGUGAGACGAAGAUUCCCACAUCGGUGCCUUGA
Colletotrichum fioriniae is the source of this 981-nucleotide messenger RNA. RefSeq names its product mitochondrial 37S ribosomal protein mS45. Gene Ontology annotation, biological process: mitochondrial translation. Lineage: Eukaryota; Fungi; Ascomycota; Sordariomycetes; Glomerellales; Glomerellaceae. The record is from RefSeq and is a predicted model, not a curated record. Gene Ontology annotation, molecular function: structural constituent of ribosome. Gene Ontology annotation, cellular component: mitochondrial small ribosomal subunit.